This is a messenger RNA of Vicia faba (fava bean), 546 nucleotides long. The record is from the annotation of a GenBank genome assembly. Lineage: Eukaryota; Viridiplantae; Streptophyta; Magnoliopsida; Fabales; Fabaceae.
AUGGAAUGGCUUAACAAUAAGCCAAAAGGGUCAGUGGUUUAUGUUUCUUUUGGUAGUUUAGCAUCACUCAAUGAGGAGCAAUUUGAAGAAGUAGCUUAUGGUUUAAAAUAUUAUGAAAGUUAUUUCUUAUGGGUAGUUAGACCCUCGGAAGAAACCAAUCUCCCCAAAGAUUUUGAGAAAAAGACACAAAAGGGCUUAGUUGUAACAUGGUGCUCUCAACUAAAAGUUCUAGCUCAUGAAUCUAUAGGGUGUCUCGUAACACAUUGUGGUUGGAAUUCUAUUUUGGAAGCUAUAAGCUUAGGUGUUCCAAUUGUUGCAAUGCCACAAUGGUCAGAUCAAGCUACCAAUGCUAAGUUUAUUGUUGAUGUUUGGAAAAUUGGAAUUAGGGUUCCAAGUGAUGAGAAACAAGUUGUGAGAAGAAGUGGAAUGAAAGAUUGUAUAUUGGAAAUUAUGGAUGGUGAUAAAGGGAUAGAGAUUAAGAAUAAUGUCAUGCAAUUGAAGGAUUUAGCAACAAGUGUUGUUGGUGUUGGGGGAAGUUCUCAUUGA